This is a messenger RNA of Solea solea (common sole), 3034 nucleotides long. RefSeq names its product SKI family transcriptional corepressor 1b (gene skor1b). Bases 259 to 2553 code for a protein of 764 amino acids. The record is from RefSeq and is a predicted model, not a curated record. Gene Ontology annotation, cellular component: transcription regulator complex; nucleus. Gene Ontology annotation, biological process: negative regulation of transcription by RNA polymerase II; negative regulation of BMP signaling pathway. NCBI's taxonomy places the organism in Eukaryota, Metazoa, Chordata, Actinopteri, Pleuronectiformes, Soleidae. Gene Ontology annotation, molecular function: DNA-binding transcription factor activity, RNA polymerase II-specific; RNA polymerase II cis-regulatory region sequence-specific DNA binding; SMAD binding. The transcript has 8 exons.
GCUGCUGCUUCUGCUGAUGCUGCUGAUGCUGGCGCAACACAAACCGUCCGCACACACCGACAGCGGAGCAGAGAGAGAGGAGGGCAGCGUGCAGGAAGGAGGCGGUGCUGCACGGACAACUGCGUCCCACUCCUAAAGCAAACACCUUUACAUCAUCCAGCACAUACUCCUGAUCGCUCCCACACUCAGUUGAUCACAGCUUUCUCGUUCACUGCGGAGGGGAGCUGCGCGAACAUUGAAGCCUCCAGGCCUCCAAGCAUGGACCCCUUACCUGCGGGCCGAGACUCCAGCUCUUCGCCAAGCUCCAAACAAGAACGUUCCUACCCGAGCACUAACCUGAAGCCCAAUCAGGUGGGAGAGACGGUGCUGUACGGAAUACCCAUCGUGUCUUUGGUGAUAGAUGGCCAGGAGAGACUUUGCCUUGCGCAGAUAUCUAACACCCUGUUGAAGAAUUACAGCUACAACGAGAUCCACAAUAGGCGUGUGGCGCUGGGUAUCACCUGCGUCCAGUGCACCCCAGUCCAGCUGGAGAUCCUGCGCAGAGCCGGGGCCAUGCCAAUCUCCUCCAGGCGCUGCGGGAUGAUCACUAAACGCGAGGCAGAGAGACUUUGUAAGUCAUUUCUUGGGGCCCAUUCGCCUCCCAAACUUCCAGAGAAUUUUGCCUUCGAUGUGUCCCACGAGUGCGCCUGGGGGAGUCGAGGCAGCUUCAUCCCGGCCAGAUACAACAGCUCCAGAGCCAAGUGCAUCAAGUGCUCCUAUUGCAACAUGUAUUUUUCACCAAAUAAAUUCAUAUUUCACUCGCAUCGCACGCCGGAGUCCAAGUACACGCAGCCAGACGCAGCAAAUUUCAAUUCUUGGAGACGACAUCUUAAAUUAACAGAUAAAGGCAGCCAGACAGAUGUUCUACACGCGUGGGAAGACGUGAAGGCCAUGUUCAAUGGGGGAAGUCGUAAGAGGACGCUGCCAGGCAGUGGGUCAGACUCCAGCUCCUCGUUAAAAUCACACGGACACAACCGUCCCCAAGGCUCACCCGAGAUUCCUGCAAAAAUCCUCAGCUGCGAGGACAAUCGCGGCGGUAUGAGCAGCGCGCGCAGCUACCCGGUCAUCCCGGUGCCCAAUAAAGGAUUUGGAAUGCUGCAAAAAAUCCCACCGCCGCUGUUCCCACAUCCAUACGGCUUCCCAGCUUUCAGCCUAUGCCAGAAGAAAGAAGACGGUUUGCUGGAGGAGCAGAGCAAGGCGGGCCUCCCGGGCGUGCUGUGGCCCGGUACCAAGGACAGCGCCUAUCACUCCUUCCCCAUGUUCUGGCCUGCGACGGGCGCGCUGCCCAUGCCGCCGUACCCACAGACUCCACACAAACACGCACCACAGCUGCUGUGUCCACCCAGACACGUUGACAUGGACCUACCCGAGCACAGUGACCGCAGCACCAACUCGUCCAAAGACAGCGUAGUUGAUAACGACCGGUGCUCCAGCACUCAGUCCGCGCGUAACGAAGACGACAAGUCCGGGGAUGAGGCGAGGCCGCUGGAGGCGGUGACGCUCGCGCCCCGAAAAAUCAGCUACGUCUCCGCGUUCAGACCCGUCAUUAAAGACGCAGACUGCAUCGCCAAGCUGUACGGCAACAGGGGCGCGUACAACGGCUGUCGCACAGGCUACUUGUCGCCCGAUUUUUUAAGUGAGAGCUCAAGCUACCGAUCCGCGUCCCCCUGCGUGGACAGUGAGGGCGAACCGGACGUGGACGUGGAGACAAACAAAACACCCGAUGAGGAGGAGGAUGAGGAGGAGGUGGAGAACUCCCGGCCUCUGUCCUCGGUGUGCGCUCGGACUCCCCCCGGCUUGGCACACAGUGUUUCCCCCAGCGACUCCGAGUGUAAGAGCGCGCAGGAGAGCAGCGUGUUUGACUCCCAGAAAAUGAGUCUACAUGUGGCCCAGUCCACGGACAGAGAACUGCAGAGCAAGCACUUAUCAGAGACCCACAUAGCCGCGUCUUUCACUGAAGUUUACACACCGGAGAGGAGUGAAGUGCAACAAAAGAGAAGUCCGUAUCAGUUCAGACCUGCCAAUUACCUCAGUGGAGCGCUCACAAAAAACGAUGAGAGUGCGAGUAAAGAGGAGCCGUCUUCAACAGUGGAGGAGAUCGAAACGAAAUCGUUUAAUGAACAAAGCAGCGAAGAAUCCCAACGUGAGCCAGAGGACGGCGAGGACACACCAGCCAGAGCUGUGCCAUCACACGUAGAAAAUCUAGGAAAAGAAGAACUCCAGAAGCAACUAUUAGAGCAGGUUGAGCUGAGGAAAAGGCUGGAACGUGAAUUUCAACAUUUGAAAGAUAAUUUUCAGGAUCAAAUGAAGAGGGAGCUUUCCUACAGAGAGGAGAUGGUUCAGCAGCUCCACAUCGUCAGAGAUGUUGACUCCUCGCCACUGCAGCGGCUCCUGCUCCUUCAAGUCUCCUCUGCUUCCUCCCUGAACCACGUCUCUCCACUGGGGAACGCAGGACGCGUCCGGACACGGCUCCUGGAAAACUGCACAUCACAGGAAACCCACUGGCACUCCUGAGGAUUCGAGUCAAACACCGACUAACUUGUAUACUUGUACAUUUUAUAAACGUGGAUCUACUCAAUUUUUUUCUGAAAAACGAUACAACUGAUAUUUUAUGAUUUGUGGCAAAGUGCAAUGAACAAUGUACUGUAUCUAGUAUUAAAGUUGUUUUUUUUUCGGUUUUCUGUUGUCAAUGAUAAGCUUGUAAAUAGCUAAUUCCUGUGAAUUAGCCUACUACCUUUGCUGUGUUCUUCUCUGCAGGCCAUCUGCUUACUUCAGUGGUUGUGCACUUUAAAUGAGUGAAACUUUUUUUUGGCCUAUACAAAAAUCUGAAUUUGUAGCUGUCAAACCAUUGUAUAUCUCCUGUAUGAAGAAUCUACACAGAACACAGAAGUUAGUAGGCUAAAUGAAUACACCCAACCCUGUAAUAGUUUUCAUCGCUAAUGAAUAAAUCAUUUUAUCAAAAGACGGUGUGGACUCUCGUUCUAACAGGAAUAAU